CCGUAUCGUUCUCAUUGGUGGGAAAGUGCAGAUUAGUGUAUGUUUAACGGAGUUCGCAAUAUUUGCCGACGGCUGGUGUUUCUGACAGCUGUGUUGUUGGCACUCUUCCAUUGAAUUCUAUAUACUUCUAUGCGAAAUUUUAAAUGAAUUUGUAAGCAAAAGAUUUUCAAUAUGAUGAAUCCAGAACCUACAGCUGGUACUCCCAAAGCUCAGCAGACCACUGAUGACUCUCCUUGGUGGUUAAAGUAUGGAGUGAGAUUCCUGGGCACUGUUAGCGCUUUAGCUGCCCUUGCAUUAGGUGCAAUGGCAUGUAUCACAAUUACACCUCGUUGUUUAUUAGCUGGAAUUUUACAAAUGUUGAAUGGGGUUCUUAUAGCUUUAAUUGAAGCUCCAUGUCUCUGCAUGUUUUUGGAUUUUGCUCAAGUCCCUAGUGCCUAUUUUGAUAGGAAACCUCCAUGGCAUAGAGGAUUGCUGUACAUUGUAAUAUCAGUAUUGCCAAUAUCACUUUGUGCUGGAAUAUCAACAUUUUUUGGGUCUGGUUUGAUCUUCGUAACAGGAUGCUUAUAUGGUAUCAUGGCUUUGGGAAAAAAAUGGCAACAUCUGCAAUGGUGCCGGGCUCAAGCGAUGUGGACAACAGAAUUGCAUAGGGUCGUGUUCUCAGAUGAGUCACGCUUCUGUUUCUGCAAUGGUAGUCUCUAUAUAUAAGUGUGGCAUUGAUGUGGAGACAGGUCCAAUCUGGCAGCAGUUGUGGAAUGGCCCACCACGCAACAACAUCGCAUCUGGUUUGAGGCACAAUUGCAUACCAUUCCAGAUCACCUCUAGUCUAUGACAGCCCAAUGAUAUGUGGAUGAUGUGCGUGACACUCCAUUACCAUCAGGGAACGUCCAACGCCCUUUAUCAGCACGAUAACACUCGACCACAAAGUGCACGCAAUAGAUAAUUUGUUCUGCAGGAUGUACAGGUGCUUCUAUGGCCACCAUUCUUUCAUGAUAUCUCACUAAUUGAACACAUUUGGGUCUGUAGAUGCGUCCAGGAAUGUGAUUGGACACCAUUUGCAGACCCCUGCCAUUGCUGCCUUCAGAAGACAAACUGUGGCAAAUGGUUGACAAGAAAUGGAAAGCCAUCCCUCAGGAUACCAUCCGUAAUCUUAUUUACUCUGUGCCUAGACAUGUUGCUACGUGUUUCGCCGUCCAAGGUGGUCAUCCAACCUACUGAGCUGAUGCUGUUCUCAUUCUGUAU
Stegodyphus dumicola is the source of this 1239-nucleotide messenger RNA. RefSeq names its product calcium channel flower (gene fwe). NCBI's taxonomy places the organism in Eukaryota, Metazoa, Arthropoda, Arachnida, Araneae, Eresidae. Gene Ontology annotation, cellular component: membrane. Gene Ontology annotation, biological process: vesicle-mediated transport. The record is from RefSeq and is a predicted model, not a curated record.